AUGGCAAGACUAGUGGCAGAAAUUGGAUCAUUUUCGUUAACAGCCCCUUUAGAAGCUAUCUGUAGUGAAUCGAUUUUUUACCUAACAAUGAAUGGAGAUGAAAAAAUAGAGAACGAAAAAAAAAGUGGUGAAUGUUUUGAUGGAAUGUUCGAGGAAUGCCAGCCCGGAAGAGCGAUAUUGUCAAGAUUCUUACUUCAUGAUAUCGAGGGUUUCUACUCCUCCUUGACUAUGGAAAGUGGCUAUAAUACUAUUAUCGGGUUAAAGGCAUUAAAAGCUUUAAACAUCAAUCAAGAAUCAUUACUAGAUUUUACUCAGGAAGAAAUUGCAAAUAAUAUUAGAAUAUUGAAAAUGAAACUCAGUUCACCUAUGUCUGAUGCGGAUGAGAAUCUUUACGGGGCUAUUAAAAAAAAGUAUUAA
This is a messenger RNA of Racocetra persica, 417 nucleotides long. The record is from the annotation of a GenBank genome assembly. Lineage: Eukaryota; Fungi; Glomeromycota; Glomeromycetes; Diversisporales; Gigasporaceae.